This is a messenger RNA of Colletotrichum acutatum, 474 nucleotides long. RefSeq lists its product as uncharacterized. The coding region runs from base 1 to 474 and encodes 157 amino acids. NCBI's taxonomy places the organism in Eukaryota, Fungi, Ascomycota, Sordariomycetes, Glomerellales, Glomerellaceae. The record is from RefSeq and is a predicted model, not a curated record. The transcript has 3 exons.
AUGGAGCUCGGCAGACGGCACUUGCUUAAUCUCCUGAGCCUUAUGCGCCAAUGGAUCAAGGGUCUUGAUCAACUUCGACCAUCUUUCCAUGAUCCCAGGGGCCAGGACACCGGUGACCGGUGCCGAAGUCGCGCAAGGCUAGUAAGCAGCCGGGUAAAGUGGGAGGGUGUCGUGGACUUGUGGGUGCUUUCCAGUGUCCAGAUUCAUGGCACUGGUGUGAUCCAAUUGCUCGAGAUGAGGUCUCCAAAGGGUCACUGCCACCUACCUCAGGUAAGGUAUCUCAAGCAGUACAGAGUACCUAAUCCUGCAAAAUGGAAAGACUCCAACAGUUCACUCUUUCCUCGACUUGGAGACUUGAUUGAGGUGGAGUAUUCCUUCCCUCACCCUGAUAGUGGACAUGGAGCAGGAACCUAUCUUAGCUACGUACCUAACCUUGCCUUGGAGUUCUCGAGUCUGGAUUACGUACGCCACUAA